AAGAGUUUUCCAUUCGUGGAUGUUGGGAAUGGCGGGAGGGAAAAGUCAUAAUCUAUGAAUUUCCUUCUGUACCACAUGAAGUUUGCAUCAGCGCAAUCGUUGAGGAAAUAAUUGAUGGAACACGUGACAUAAACCGUGGAAAAGAAGCCGAUGCAUCAUUUCGCCCGGAUAAACCAGUUGUAACUCCACAAAAUGGGAGUGAUAAAAAUGGGUUCCCUUGGGCAAACUUAGUUGUUGAAGUGGCUUAUUCCGAAACAUUAGAUCAUGUCGAAGAAACAUUGUGCUACUGGUUAAGUCCUGGUCGCGCUCAUGAUU
This is a messenger RNA of Racocetra persica, 315 nucleotides long. The record is from the annotation of a GenBank genome assembly. Lineage: Eukaryota; Fungi; Glomeromycota; Glomeromycetes; Diversisporales; Gigasporaceae.